This is a messenger RNA of Lycium barbarum (goji berry), 624 nucleotides long. RefSeq names its product desmethyl-deoxy-podophyllotoxin synthase-like. The transcript is spliced from 5 exons. The annotation marks the transcript as partial. Gene Ontology annotation, molecular function: monooxygenase activity; heme binding; iron ion binding. NCBI's taxonomy places the organism in Eukaryota, Viridiplantae, Streptophyta, Magnoliopsida, Solanales, Solanaceae. The record is from RefSeq and is a predicted model, not a curated record.
CUGGACAUCUUUACAGCUGGAACAGAUACUUCAACUACAACUGUUGAUUGGACAAUGGCAGAAAUGCUAAAGAACCCAAGUGGCUUAGAGAAAGCACAAGAAGAAGUUAGGAGAGGUUUUAGUGAAAAUGGUUAUGUGGAUGAAUCAAACUUUGAUGAAUUGAAAUACUUAAGAGCAGUCAUCAAAGAGACACUCGGGUUGCAUCCACCUGCCCCUCUAUUAGUCCCAAGGCUAAGUAGAGAAAAAUGUAAAAUUGAUGGUUAUGAAAUACCACAAAAUACUCAAGUUAUAGUGAAUGUGUGGUUGAUUGGCAAAGAUCCUAAUUGGCUUCUUAUAAACCCACUGAAAUUCUUUCCAGAGAGAUUUCUUGGUAGCUCCAUUGAUUUCAAUGGGAAUAAUUUUGAGUACAUACCAUUUGGAACUGGAAGAAGGAUGUGUCCUGGCAUGUCAUUUGGUUUAGCAAAUGUAGAGCUUCCAUUGGGUCUUUUUCUUUACCAUUUUGAUUGGAAGCUGCCCAAUGGGAUGAAACAUGAAGAAUCGGAUAUGAGUGAGGUAUACUUUGGCGUGGCAGUGAGAAGAGAACUUAAUAUGCAUGUAAUUCCUAUUGUCUCCAAGUCUGUAUAA